UCUUGUAGGCUGCGCAGUCAGUGCUGAUUUCCCUUUUUGAACUCAAUACACCAGAGUUUACAAUGCUGUUAGGUGCUUUACCCAAAACAUUUCAGGAUGGAGCCACAAAACUUCUCCACAAUCAUCUGCGAAACACAGGCAACAGCAGUCAGGGACCCAUGGGAAGUCCUUUGACAAGACCUACUCCACGCUCACCAGCCAGCUGGUCGAGUCCCCUCACUUCCCCAACCAACACAUCCCAGAACACUUUGUCCCCAAGUGCAUUUGACUAUGACACAGAAAAUAUGAAUUCUGAAGAUAUUUACAGUUCUCUUCGUGGAGUCACUGAAGCCAUUCAGAAUUUCAGUUUUCGUAGUCAAGAAGAUAUGAACGAGCCUGUGAAACGAGAUUUCAAAAAAGAUGACGGUGAUUCAAUUUGCAGUGCAUCAGGAAUAGUGGACCUGCGAGCAGGAGGCAGUGUUGGAGAUACAGGCCGGACAGCUCUCGACAACAAAACAUCCUUGCUGAACACAAUGCCUCCCCACUCUUCACCACGGUCACGAGAUUACAACCCGUACAACUAUUCAGAUAGCAUAAGUUCAUUUAAUAAAUCUGCUUUGAAAGAAGCGAUGUUUGAUGAUGAUGCAGAGCAAUUUCCUGAUGGUAAGCUUCAGAUCGCAUCCUUUGUUAGGGGGACAAUG
This is a messenger RNA of Tinamus guttatus (white-throated tinamou), 680 nucleotides long. The record is from RefSeq and is a predicted model, not a curated record. NCBI's taxonomy places the organism in Eukaryota, Metazoa, Chordata, Aves, Tinamiformes, Tinamidae.